Messenger RNA from Prinia subflava (tawny-flanked prinia), 11285 nucleotides. Its product is annotated as neural-cadherin-like. NCBI's taxonomy places the organism in Eukaryota, Metazoa, Chordata, Aves, Passeriformes, Cisticolidae. The transcript has 33 exons. Gene Ontology annotation, biological process: cell-cell adhesion mediated by cadherin; homophilic cell-cell adhesion; cell-cell junction assembly. The record is from RefSeq and is a predicted model, not a curated record. Gene Ontology annotation, molecular function: calcium ion binding; cadherin binding. Gene Ontology annotation, cellular component: plasma membrane; catenin complex; adherens junction. The coding region runs from base 140 to 8341 and encodes 2733 amino acids.
AGCCGGGGAAGGCAGGGCGGGGCGGGAGCGGCCCCGCGUGCCCCGCGUGCCCCGGCCCCUCCCCGCCCGCCCACUGCGGGCAGGGCCGGGCCGGGCAGCGCCGCGCACCCGCCCGCAGCCGCCGCCGCUCGCAGCCGGCAUGGGCCCCCGCGGAGCGCGGCGCGGAGCCCGGCGCGCUGCCGCCUGCCUGCUGCUGUGCUGGGCUCUGGCCGCCGCCCGCGCCGCCCCGCGCAGGACACCCUCGUUCGACGGGCACGUCGAGGAGAACCGGCCGGCGGGCACGCGGGUGCGCGGGCUCAGCAUCCCCCUGACGCGGCUGGGGCCCGAGCCCUGGUGCGCCAAGGUGCAGGGGCGCCGCUGGCACCUGCAGCUGCUGGGCGAGGGACACUCGCACUUCCAGGUGUCGCUGGACGCGCGCACGGCCCGCGUGUGGCUGCGCACCCGCCGCCCGCUGGACCGCGAGGCGCGGGAGCUGUACUCGCUCCGCCUGGGGCUGUGCUGCAAGCGCUGCGCGCCCCAGGGCGCCGCGCCCGCCGAGCUGGCCGCGCUCACCGUGCGCGUCCUGGACGACAACGACAACGCGCCGCGCUUCGUGGGGCCCGGCUCCGCGCAGCUCCGCGUGGAGGAGACGCUGGCGCUCAAGUCCCAGGUGUGGCAGGCGCGGGCCGAGGACGCGGACGCGGGCGCCAACGCGGAGCUGCGCUACUUCGCCCUCCCGCGCAGCGCGCACUUCUUCGUGGUGCCGCGCAGCGGGCGCGUGGUGCUGGUGAGCUCCCUGCUCCACCUGCGCGCUCCCAUCCCGCUGCGCCUCUACGCGCGGGACCGCGGCCGGCCCGCGCUGCUCAGCGAGCCCCUGGAGCUGGAGGUGCUGCCGCAGCCCAAGCGCCUCCCGCCUCCGCCGCCCCGCCGCCGCCGGGCCGCGCUGCCGCCCGCCGCGCCCCUGGCGCUGGCCCUGCCCGAGGACGCCCGCCCGGGCACCCGCCUGGCCACGCUGGCCCCCGCGCGCUUCGCCGCCGCCUGGUUCGAGCUGCUGUCGCCGCCCGUCGAGGAGGCGCCGGUGAGCGUGGGGCGAGAGAGCGGCGAGGUGACGCUGCGCGCCGCCCUGGACAGGGAGGCGGUGGCCGCCUGGGAGCUCGUCGUGCGCGUCCAGGAGCGCCGAGGGAAGGAUUGGUACUUGGUGCACGUGUCACUGACUGUGACAGACGUGAAUGACAACGUCCCUGAGUGGGCCAUGGAGCCCUUCCCCUUCCUGGCUGUGGUUUCCCCUGAGGCUGCAGCAGGGACUGAGGUGUACAAGCUGCUUGCUGUGGAUGCUGAUGAAGGGAUCCAUGGAACUGUAGAAUAUUUUCUCUUGGAAGGUGGUGAAGACAGAUUUGAAGUUGAGAAGGACACUGGCUGGAUUAGAACAACAGGUUUGCCAUUGGUGAGGGACAAGGAGUAUUUGCUGACCGUAGUGGCAGCAGAUAAACUUGGCAGCAGAGGGUCCCCAGCCUCUGUGUCUGUCAUUGCUGGAUUUCGAGCACCACAGUUCACCAACAUGUCGUACCUCGUGUAUGUCCCUGAGAGCACCCCUCCAGGAGAGCCCUUUCUUACAGUCACUGCUGUGUCAUAUCAAAAGAAAUCCCUGAGCUACAGUUUGCUCACUAAUCCUGGGGGUCUGUUCAGCAUUGAUGGGGCAACUGGAGCCAUCAGUCUGACUGGGAGUGUGGAUUAUGAGGGUGACCCCCACCAGCACCUCCUUUUGGUCAGGGCAGAGGAGGAUGAGGAGCAGUCCAGCACUGCUGCUGAGGUUUUGGUUGUAAUCACAGAUGUGAAUGAUUGUGCCCCCGAAUUUCAUCAGUCGAUUUACAGCAAAGUCGGUGUUCCUGAGACAGUUCCUAUGACAACGGCACUUCUCCAAGUGACAGCCACUGACUGUGACUCAAAGGAGAAUGCCCAGUUGCUGUAUUACACUCUGAGCCAAGAUUUCAGCAUCACUCCUCAUGGCACUGUUUUUCCAGCAACACGGCUGGACUAUGAGCGCCCCAACCACCUCUAUGAGUUCAUCAUCAUGGCUGUAGAUCAGGGGGAAGAGCCCAGGACUGGGACUGCAACUGUCAGGAUCCACGUCUCCAAUGUGAAUGAUGAGGGACCCGAGUUUUCUCAGACAGUCUACAGGAGCUUUGUUUCUGAAGAUGCAGGCCCAAACACACUGAUUGCCACGGUUAAUGCUGUUGAUCCUGAUGGAGAUGGUGUGACAUAUGAUAUUCUGUCUGGGAAUCAGAAAGGGAACUUUGUAAUUGACCCUAAGAAAGGACUGAUUAGACUUCGUGCAAGCCCCUUUCCUAAGCUGCAGGGGACAGAAUAUGUUCUGAAUGUCACAGCUACUGAUGAUAAUGCUUCUGGAGGGCCCCAUCCUCUCACAAGUACUGCCCAGGUUGUAGUGAAAAUUGAUGAUGUCAACAAUAACAAACCCAUCUUUCAGAAGUGCCAGUAUUAUCGGGAACAUGCUUCUGUCCUGGAAAAUCAGCCUUCAGGGACUUUUGUUCUGCAGGUUGAAGCCACUGAUGCUGAUGAGGGGGCCAAUGGUGUAGUGAAAUAUGGCCUGAUGCACAGAGAUGGUGUCCUGCCAGCAUUUAGCAUUCAUCCUGACACAGGAGUUCUGACAACUGUUCAGGUAUUUGAUCGAGAAAAGCAGAGGGAAUAUCCCAUCACUGUGACAGCAACAGAUCAGGCAGCGGAGCCACUCAUUGGAAUAUGCCAGAUCAAUGUUGUCAUCCUGGACCAAAAUGACAACGACCCCAGAUUUGAAAACACCCACUAUGAAUAUUUCCUUAGAGAGGACACAAGAGUUGGGACCAGCUUCCUGCGUGUUGCAGCCCGUGAUGAUGACUACAGCUCAAAUGCUGCCAUUACAUAUUCCAUAGCAAGUGAGGAACCAAAUUAUUUACAGAUUAAUCCUACCACAGGCUGGGUGUUUGUGAACCAACCCAUAUCUCAGAAGUCAUCUAUAAUUCGAGAGAUUACUGCUACAGAUGGAGGCAACAGGAGCAGUAAAGUUGAACUUGCUGUAACUGUAACCAGUGCAAAAAACCAGCCUCCACAGUGGGAAAGAGACAGCUAUGAAGUUGUUAUUCCGGAGAAUACGACACGGGAUGCCUCAAUUUUGACAAUCAAAGCAACUUCUCCCCUUGGAGAUCCCCGUGUCACUUACAACCUGGAAGAGGGGCUUGUCCCAGAGACCAACAUGCCAGUUCGUUUCUACCUGACUCCAAACAGACAGGAUGGUUCUGCCUCAAUCCUGGUAGCUGAGCCCCUGGAUUAUGAAACAACCAAGAGCUUUCUGCUGCGGGUGCGAGCACAGAACGUGGCUGCAGUUCCUCUGGCAGCAUUCACCACGGUCUAUGUUAAUGUCACAGAUGUCAAUGACAAUGUCCCAUUCUUCACUUCAUCCAUUUAUGAAGCCUCAGUGACAGAGGGAGCUGAUGUGGGGACAUUUGUCACUCAGGUGUCUGCCACCGACCUUGACCUUGGUCAGCAUGGUGAGAUAACUUACUCCCUGUUACAUGACAGUGGCAGAGACUACACCCAAUUCCGCUUGGACCCCCAGACAGGCUCCAUUUACACCACCUCAGUGUUUGACAGGGAGCAGAAGGGCUCCUACCUUCUGGAAGUCAAGUCAGUGGAUGGCUCUGAAUCAGCUCGACCUGGAAAGCAUGGGAAACCAAACUCUGACACGGCCUACGUGCGUGUGUCCGUCAGCGACGUCAACGACAACCAGCCCGUCUUCGCCCAGGGCGUGUACGAGGUGAACGUGGGUGAGGACCAGGAUGUGGGGUCCACCAUCCUCACCGUCAGUGCCCACGAUGAGGAUGAAGGAACAAAUGCUAAACUCCGGUAUCAGAUCACAGCUGGGAACACAGGAGGAGUGCUGGAUGUAGAUCCAGAAACAGGAGCCAUUUUCAUUGCCCAACCACUGGACUAUGAAGAAACAAAAAUGUAUGAGAUCCACUUGUUGGCCUCUGAUGGGAAAUGGGAGGAUUACGCAGUUGUCAUCAUCAACAUCAUGAAUAAAAAUGAUGAGGCUCCAGUUUUUUCUAUCAAUGAAUACUAUGGAAGUAUAAUUGAGGAACUGGAUGCAUUACCAGUCUUUGUACUUCAGGUUCUGGCCAGGGAUCCUGAUAGUGGUGCUGAUGGAGGAGAUUUGAGGUACUCCUUGCAUGGGUAUGGUGCAGCUGAUAUUUUCACAAUCGAUGAGAAGACAGGCAGCAUUUACUGCCACAAGAGGCUGGACCGGGAGGAGCGAGCACUGUGGAGGUUCAUUGUGCUGGCUACCGAUGAAGGUGGAGGAGGCCUCACAGGGUUUGCAGAUGUGAUCAUCAAUGUGUGGGACAUAAACGACAACGCACCCACGUUCACGUGCAUGCCUGAUGACUGCAAUGGGAACGUCUUUGAGAACUCUCCUGCAGACACCCUGGUCAUGGAAAUGGCUGCAGUGGAUCGCGACGAUCCCAGCGUUGGUCUGAACGCAGCGCUGACCUACAGGAUAACCGAGAACGUGAAGAACGAGUUUGGUACUGACAUGUUUAACAUCAAUCCCAACACCGGGACCAUCCACGUGGCACGGGGACUGCUGGACAGGGAGAGCACUGAGAGUUAUUUUCUCACUGUUGAAGCGAGCGAUGGGGGAGGGCUAACAGGAACUGGCACUGCCACUGUGUGGGUUGCGGAUGUCAAUGACAAUGUUCCGAAAUUCACCAAGACGCUGUGGCAGGCAGCAAUUCCUGAGAACAGUGCCAUCGACUCAGAAGUCCUGCAAGUGUGUGCUACGGAUGCAGACGUUGGGGAAAAUGCAGAUUUGAUGUUCAGCAUCAUUGGGGGAGACCCAGAUGAGAAGUUUUAUAUUGAGAAUGACAAAGAAUGGCAAUGUGGCACCGUUCGACUGAAGAAGAAGUUGGAUUUUGAGAAUGCCCGUGAAAGACAGUUUAAUCUUACUAUUACUGUGGAAGAUCUGGAUUUUUCUAGUGUUGCAGUGUGCCUGAUUGAAGUUGAAGACUCAAAUGACCACAGCCCAGCUUUCCCUUCUCAAUUUAUUCAGACAAACCCUGUAUUUGAAGACGUGCCUGUAGGUACUACAGUAGCUACGGUGAGGGCUACAGACAAGGACUCUGAUUUGAAUGGGAAGAUCAUCUAUUCUAUAAAGUCAGAUUCAGAUCCUAUGAGACAGUUUGUGGUUGACCAGUUUGGUCACGUGGUUGUGGCCAAUGCGCUGGAUCGUGAAGCCAUUCAGAAAUACACUUUAAUUGUACAAGCCUCAGAUCAGGGGACACCUGCCCGCACUGGAAGUGUUACAGUUUUAAUUAACUUGCUUGAUAUUAAUGACAAUGGACCAAGGUUUGAGGCACCAUACAUGCCUGUAGUUUGGGAAAACACGCUGAAGCCUGAAAUAGUGCAUAUGAACCAUACAUCAAAGCUGCUUCAUGCGUUUGAUCCAGAUGGGGAGGAGAAUGGGCCACCCUUUACCUAUUCAUUGCCUCCAGAUUAUCAGAAUUCCUUGGAUUUUUCUCUUACUGACAACAGAAAUAGCACAGCAACUAUAACAGCUUUGAGGUCCUUUGACAGAGAAAAGCAGAAGGUGUUCCACCUGCCAAUAGUUAUAACAGAUAGUGGGAUUCCAGCAAUGAGCUCCACAACCACCCUGACUAUAACAGUUGGGGAUGAGAACGACAACUGCCACGAGUCUGGGCACAAGGAGGUCUAUGUGUACAGCUACAAAGGAAAAUGGUCAACAACAGUGCUUGGGGAUGUGUUUGCACCAGAUCAGGAUGACUGGGACAAUAAAACAUUUCUCUCUGAAGGAAAACUGCUCAAAUCUUUCAGAUUAAAUCAGAGGACUGGGUCUUUGCUGAUGGUGGAUAACACUCCUCAGGGAAUAUACAACUUAAGAGUUAGAGUUUCUGAUGGAGUUUGUCCUGAUGUUAUAUCUACAGUACAAAUCCACGUCACUGACCUGGAAAAUGAAGCCAUACAAAACUCAGCCACUGUGCGUUUCUCAGAUGUGACAGCAGAGGAGUUCAUAAGGAGAGAUGAACACGGCAAAACGAGACAUGGCAAGUUCAAGGAGUUCCUUGCAAAGCUGUUACCUGCAAGGCUGAGUGAUGUGAUUGUCUUCAGUGUGAUGAGCAGGGGCGGCAGACAGACAGACGUGAGGUUUGCAGUCCGUGCUGGCUCGGCCUAUUACAGACCUGAGAAACUGCAUGCAGAGAUGGCAGCGUUCAAAACCGAGAUGCAGUCAGCUCUACAACUGAACGUUUCCCAGAUCGAUGUGGACGAGUGCAGGAGCGCCAACUGCAGCGAGGGCUGCACAAGCCAGCUGAGUGUGAGUGACAUCCCCACGGUGAUGGACACGGGCAGCGUGUCCCUGGUGUCACUCACGGCCUCCAGCCGCGGCGUGUGCGGCUGCACAGCGCGCGAGCGCCCGCACCGGCCCUGCUCCUCCUACGCCCGCAGCCCCUGCCUCAACGGGGGCGUCUGCACGGACACGCGCAGCGGCUACAGAUGUCUUUGUCCUGCUUCCUUUCAUGGACCAGACUGCCAGCAGACUAAGCACAGUUUCCAUGGAAAUGGUUAUGCAUGGUUUCGUCCCAUCAGACCUUGUUUUGAAAGCUCACUCUCUCUAGAGUUUAUUACUGUGGUUCCAGAUGGACUUUUACUAUAUAGUGGCCCUUUAUCAAACCCAGAACCUGGGAGUACAGAAAACUUCAUUGCAAUAGAACUGUCUGGUGGUAUUCCUGUGCUGAAGAUGAGCCAUGGCUCAGGUUCUGUGGUGCUGCAGUUUCCAAGUCACCUGAAUGUAGCAGACAAGAAGUGGCAUCGACUGGAAGUCAGGACCAAUGGUCAGGAUGUCCGCUUCACUCUGGACCAGUGCAGCGCCGCCGUGGUGUCCGAGAUAGAAGGGGUUGGCCGCUGGCUGUCCACGGAAGAUCGCACAGACUGUGAAGUCUUGGGGACUGUUCCACGGGGAGCAAGGUAUUUGGAUGUGAACCAUGUUCUCCAGCUGGGUGGUGUGAAAGAGUCGUUGCCAUAUUCCUACCCACAAUUGCUGCACAAACAUUUUUCUGGUUGCUUGCGCAAUUUUGUCUUGGAUACUCAGGUGUACGACCUUCAGUCUCCUGCGGAGUCCCUGAACAGCUUCCCUGGCUGCAGCCUGACGGACGGGAGCUGUGAGACCAUGGGCUCCUCGUCCUGCGGUGUCCACGGGCGGUGCCUGGGGGACUGGGGCUCCUUCGCGUGCCACUGUCUGCCCGGCUACCACGGCUACCGAUGUGAGAAAGUGGCCAAGGAGUACAGGUUUGAGGCGGGCAGCCACAUCCGGUACCAGCUGCCUGUCAGCGUGUCUGCGCGCAGGACGCGGUUCCAGGCGCUGGUGCGCACGCGGCAGCCCGACAGCGUCAUCGCCACCAUGCGCUCCCGCGGCAGGGACGAGCACAUCACCCUGCAGGUUGUUCAGGGACUCUUAGUGGUCUCAUACAACCUGGGUGAUGGAAACUAUUCUGUAAGCCUGCCAUCCUACCCCAUUGAUAAUGGUGAAUGGCAUCACAUCACACUGGAGAGAAAUGAAAAUGAGUUUACUCUUCGCCUUUAUGAAGGAGGUGGGAAGAGAGAGAUUACUAAAGCAGCAGGAAUAUACAAAGAGAUUGUCAUAGACCCCAGCAGCUUGGUCCUUGGAAACACCUACCCCUUCAAUCAAAACAAGAGUUUUCAAGGAUGUAUGAAGGAUGUCAGAUUUAACAACUACAGAAUCCCUCUGGACACUCACGGGAAGGAGCUGGUGUCAGUGUUGAGUGCCCAAGGCAUCAAAGAAGGCUGUUCUUCGGAGGCCUGUCGGAAUAACCCUUGCAACCAGGAGUUUAUUUGUAUUGAUUUGUGGAUGAUGCAUGAAUGCAGCUGCCCCGCGGGACACAUGGUGCUGGAGAACGCCUCAGGCCGGCAGUGCGUGCACACGGCGUGCGCAGAGCGGCCCUGCCACUACGGCACCUGCGUGUCGCUGUCCCCCAGCGCCUUCCAGUGCCGCUGCCCCGACGGCUACGCGGGGCACCGCUGCGAGAUCACCCUGGCCAUCUUCCACAGGGACACGGGCCUCAGCUUCACCUCCCUCUUCGCCAUCUGCGUCUGCUUCCUGGCGCUCCUAGCUCUGCUCAGCGCCGGCGCCCUCUGGGCUCACUGCAAGGCGCGCAAGGGGCUGCACGGAGGCGGCUGCCACGGACCUGCUCACCCCGAGGAGCUGGAGGACAUCAGGGAAAACAUCCUCAACUACAACGAAGAAGGGGGUGGGGAGCAAGAUGAACCGUCCUUCUGCUGAUUCAGCCCUGCAAUUGGCAGAUGAAUUAUUUGGAGGGGUUUGUACGUGAGGGUGCAUGUUUCCUGAGCAGAGAUAAGUGCCUAUCCAUUUUUAAUUUGUCUUAGGGCCAGUGAUCCUGAGUGCAUGUUGGUGAGUUUGGCAGUAGAGACUAACAGCUGCUGGGUUUGGUUUCGGGGCUCAGGAGACACUGAGGUUCUCAGGGUUCAUCUCUGCUGCAGCUCCAAGGGCUUGGAAGAGCCUGGUGUGACUGUUCCUCAUGGCCAGGCUUUUGCAGAGCCUGCUCCCAGCAGCAGGUAUUCACACCUCUUGGAAAGGAGAUGUGCUCAGCUGGCUCCUCUGAGGCCCUGGGGCAUGUGGUGGGUGUGGAAGAACCUUUCUGCAGUUUUGUGUUUUGGAGAUAAAUGCACCAGUGAACACAAGCUGUUUAUACUUAGAGUAGAGCAGAUCAUACCCCAGAGCAGGUAUUAUUAACAUUCCUGCUGGCUGUUCUAAGGUUUUCACGUGUCAGUGAAAGGUAGAGCUUUGAAGGAAAACUGUGGCUAUUAUAAACAAGUACUCUUAAUAAUUUACUGACUUACAGAUGCCUUCUAUGUUUAUAAAAGGUAAGAAACUUCAUGGCCAAAUGUUCAUUUCAUGGAUUCAAGGGGUGGUGUGACUCUGCAGAGGUAAUAAUAGUCAUGGUGCCAAUGUGAUGGGCCAAAAAAAGCCAGUGAUUUAAAAAUAUUCUUGCUUGUAGAGUAUCCUUAUUUUCUUGGUGAAUUAGAGGGAACAUAAUAAACACAGACAUUUCCCAUGUGAUAACAUAGACAGCUAUAAAUCCUGUUUUCCUUAAUCAGAUUAACUUCCUCUGCAAUAUUUUGCAAUUUUACACCCAGAAGGUCUCUUUGAGGAAAUCUACAGUUACUGUAUGACAUGUUUAAUUACUUGUGGAGAGUUCUUAAAAUACACCCCUUAUUUUAAGCAGUGGAAUCAAAUUAGUGGCUUGAUGAUCUCCAUCUGAGGCUAUUACUGUGCCUGAAGAAACAGUGCUUGGAGUGAAGCCUCUCUGGGUUCUGUGUUCUCUUUCUAAAUUACUCAGAUUGAACAGUUGCUGGGAUUCCAGCUGAAACUUUUUAAGCUAAAACCUAGUUGUUUGUCUAAAUUUAAAAAACCCAAACAAACAAACCAGCCCCCAAAAUACCUAGAAUUUACACCAGCUUAGUUGUAAUGUUAUCUCAACAGAAGGAUCAUGAGGCUGCUUGGAUAAGAGAGUUUCAUUUUUUGUAAUGUUUGUGGAUGAUAGGGCUGUGGGGACAAGAGGUUGUCAUAUGAGGCAGUUUCUGCAUCUGAAAUAAAUAAAAUUUUCCCCCAGAGAAAUCAGGAGCUCAUAAGAACUGCAGGAGGUCAGUGCAUUGUUGAGUACACACUGAACUCAACAGACCACGAGAUGUUAAAAGCCAGCUGUGGACCCAGAGGCAGGGCUUCAGUUGAGUUUGUGGAUGGCCAGCCAAGAAGGGUUUAUUAUCAGAAGAAACGUGUCAUUUUAAUGAAUAAUUAGUUGCAGUGAAGGAUGCUUUUAAUAGUUCAGUGAAGGGAUGGUCCUCAGGUCUGUAUUGGAACAAGCUCCCAUUUAACUUGUGUCUUUUUGAAAGGUUGCUCCAUGUCAUGGAUUCUCUUGGUAUCCACGCCCAGAGUGGGGCUGGACUUGCACUAACUUAGGAUGUGCCUAAGGCAGGGGUCUGGGCUGUGGGUCUCCGUGUUCAUCACCAGCACUCCUCAGCCUCUGGAGGAAUGGGAAUAAACAGCUCCUGCCCCAAACCCCAUCCUGCCACUUAGGCAGCUUCUUGAUCGCAGGUGGGGGAAUUUAAAUUGUUCUCUGCCUCCAGGGGAAAUUCAGCAAAGCUCACUGAGAUUACCUCGGUUAAUCUCUUACAACAUGGUUAUGCACAAUGCCACAUGCUGGAGAACUACAGAAAUCUUUUGGAAGUGCUGAUUCUACACUCUGUCACUGAUGGCUCCUGUUCCCACGAACAGUAUUAGCAAUACAAGUGAUUAUUUGUUUGCUCUAAUGAACUCUGUCUCCCACCACCUGUCAAUUGUCUUCUUUGCCCUGUAAAUCAGUCCAGGAGCACAACCUUUGGGUUGUAGGGAGGUGAAGGAUGCUGGGGACAGGACUUCACUGCAGGUGACACAAAGAUCCUGAGCAGUGAAUGCCAUUAACUGUUGGCAUUGGCAGCUUUGUGCCAGAGGCUGUGGCACAACUCCCAGACAGCGUUUACUGCAGCUGAGCGGGGAAUUAGUGACUUUUUUGGGAGCAGGUAGUUUUACUUGGCAUUUACAAUUGUGCCACUGCCAUGUAACGCAAUUAGGCAUUAUUCCAGAAACUGGUAAAACUGUAUCAGAAAUCAUAAUAGAUUUUUGAACUACUACUACUACUACUACUACUACUACUACUACUACUACUACUGCAGAAAGAUUUCUUCAACAUGCUUUUUGUGAACGCCCUUUUUCACCUCUUCUGCCACACUUGUGGUAUCAGUGUCCAGUGAUGAUAAGGCACUCAGAUCUGAAUUUCUGUCAGGUUUAUUUAGUUUUGGUAUGAAUCAGACUCGAUUCUGGCCGUGGCCGCAGCAGUGCAGAGUGCACAGGUGUUCGUUCCUCCCAGGCUUUCCCAGGUGCAUUGCAGAGCUGGCAGAACACCCCGCCCUGCAGGUGCUCACAGCGGACGGACUGACUCGGGGUCCCUCCUUUAUUCCCAGCAGAACAGGAACUUUCCGACCCACAGCGCGCUAAUUCCGUGUGCCCGCUCUCUCUCUCCGCAGGACGCGUACGACAUGGCGGAGCUGCAGGUGUCGGUGCAGGGCAGCCCGGCCUAUUCCCUGCAGCGGCGGCCGGAGCCCCCGGCGCGGCGCCCGGGCGCGCUGCGGGCCGAGCUGGGCCGGGCGCUGCCCGCGCUGCUGAGGGA